This is a messenger RNA of Oppia nitens, 2804 nucleotides long. Its product is annotated as puromycin-sensitive aminopeptidase-like. Gene Ontology annotation, cellular component: cytoplasm. The record is from RefSeq and is a predicted model, not a curated record. Gene Ontology annotation, molecular function: metalloaminopeptidase activity; peptide binding; zinc ion binding. Lineage: Eukaryota; Metazoa; Arthropoda; Arachnida; Sarcoptiformes; Oppiidae. Gene Ontology annotation, biological process: peptide catabolic process; proteolysis. The coding region runs from base 185 to 2800 and encodes 871 amino acids. The transcript has a single exon.
GAAUUGCAUUUUAAUAUACAGUAUAUUAAUAAAUCUCAACAAAACAAUUAUCACAUGAAUCUGUUCCCAGAUUUCGUCAUCGCUAUCAUCAUCUAAGUUGAUAUUGUCAUCGAUUAGAUAGAUAUCAACCUAAAGAUUAACUUUUUUAGUCAUACGUUAGUGUCAUAAGUGGUGAACAUUUAGGAUGAGUGGCGUUUUCAGGAAGAGUGAACACCGAUUGCCAUCGAUGGUCACACCAAUCAAUUAUGAUAUCAAACUUAGACCUAAUCUCCAAAGUUUUCAGUUUAGCGGAAACGAAACCAUUAAAGUCAGGGUUAAUGAAGAGACCAAACAGAUAGUGUUGAAUGCAAAUGAGUUGACUAUUAGUUCCGCUACUUUUACUACCGAAAGUGGCCAACAACUGGCGCCGCAAACAAUUGAAAUGUCAGCCGACAUGGAAACGAGUUGUUUAAAUUUUGGUCAGCUGUUGCCGAUUGGAAGUGGACUCUUAACUAUUGACUUUAGCGGUACACUCAAUGAUAAGAUGAAGGGGUUUUACCGAAGCAAAUACAGUACGCCUGAGGGCGAGGACAGGUAUGCGGCGACGACACAGUUUGAGGCUACCGGCGCCCGACAAGCGUUUCCCUGUUGGGAUGAACCGGCAUUUAAGGCCACGUUUGACAUCACACUUGAGGUGCCCAAGAAUCGUGUGGCUCUUUCAAACAUGAAUGUCAUAUCGGAAGUUGAUUGCAAAGAUGAUAAAAGUCUUAAAGUGGUUAAGUUUGACACUUCGCCUGUUAUGUCCACUUAUUUAGUUGCGUUCAUUGUCGGUGAGUAUGAUUACAUUGAAGACAAAUGUACGGACGGUUUAGUGACUGUUCGCGUGUAUACACCGAUUGGAAAGAAGGAUCAGGGAUUGUUUGCUCUGAAAGUGGCCACCAAAACACUUCCCUAUUAUAAACAAUACUUCAAUAGCGCCUAUCAGUUGCCUAAAAUGGAUUUAAUAACCGUCGCCGACUAUUCGGGUAUAGCUAUGGAAAACUGGGGUCUAGUCAUCUACAGAGAAACCUGUCUUCUAGUGGAUCCAAUGAAUACAUCGUUAAGUAGGAAACAAUAUAUUGCAUUACUUGUCGCGCACGAGUUGUCCCAUCAAUGGUUCGGUAAUUUAGUCACAAUGGACUGGUGGACACAUCUGUGGCUUAAAGAAGGAGUGGCCAACUUUAUUGAGUACCUAUGUGUCGAUCAUUUGUUUCCCGAUUAUCAAAUUUGGACACAAUUUGUAUCACACAAUUACAUACCGGCACUUGAAUCGGAUGCUCUGCACAACUCUCAUCCAAUUGAAGUACCAGUUGGUCAUCCGUCAGAAAUCGAUGAAAUCUUUGACAACAUAUCCUAUUAUAAGGGGGCGUCUAUUGUUCACAUGCUUUACAAGUUUAUCGGCGAUGAACUGUUCCGCAAAGGAAUGCGUCUCUAUUUGGAUCGACAUCAGUAUAAAAAUACAAUAACUGAAGAUCUGUGGACAGCAUUACAAGAGGCAAGUGAUAGACCAGUCAGAGAUGUGAUGAACACUUGGACUAAACAGAAAGGAUUUCCAGUCAUAACAGUUAGUUCAAGACGUAAUGGAAAUUCAUUGAUCUUGACUUUAACUCAAGAAAAGUUUUGUGCCGACGGAAAGCUACCACCGUCUGAAUCGUCUGUGUUGUGGAUGAUUCCUAUAUCUAUAAUAAAGGGAUCAGAACCGGACAAAGUGGCCGUCGAAGCUCUUAUGGAUGGCAAACAACUUGAAAUUUCAAUACCAAAUGUAGCCGAUAAUGAAUGGAUUAAAUUGAAUCCGGAAUGUAUUGGCUUCUAUCGAGUCAAUUAUUCACCAGAAUUAUUGAAUUUAUUUUUACCAUCAAUUUAUGACAAAACCUUACAGCCAUUGAAUCGAUUGGAUCUUCAAAAUGAUUUGUUUGCUUUGGUUGAGUCAGGACAGGCGUCGACUGUAGAUAUUUUAAAAUGGAUGAAUGCUUUCGCCAAUAAUGAAGACAAUUAUACCGUUUGGAAUUCAAUCAAUGGAUUUCUUGAAAAACUUCAUCAACUGUUGGCUGACACAGAUGUUCAGCCAAAAUAUUAUGAAUUUGGUAGACAAUUGUUGUCAAAAAUAUUUGAUCGUCUCGGUUGGCAACCGAUUAAUGGUGAAACACAUUCGGACACUUUGCUCAGGAGUCUGAUAAUCAACCGAUUGGCCGCAUUUGAAGAUCCGACAGUAUUGGCUGAGUCGAAAAAAUUGUUUGAUUUGCACUUAAAGGGAACAGAUAUUAUUGAACCCGAUCUGAGAGAUGCAAUCUAUCGGGCGGUUGCCGUCGACUGUGACGACCAGUCGUUUGAGGCACUGUUCAAACUUUAUCGCGACUCUGAUCUACACGAAGAAAAAAAUCGUUUGUCAAUAGCAUUGGGUAGUGUUCGUGAUGUCCACCGUAUCGACAAAGUACUUGAUUUUUCGCUAUCCUCUGAAGUCAGAUCUCAAGACUCGGCUUUUGUAAUUAUAUCGGUGGCACUCAGUAGCUAUGGUCGCGACAGAGCCUGGAAGUUCUUCAAGUAUCACAAGACUGACAUCAGAUGUCGGUAUGACAGCGGCUUUAUUUUGAAACGUCUCGUAAAGUAUGUGUCGGAAAACUUUACCACAGAAGACAAACUCGAAGAAGUAAAGACAUUCUUCAAUGAAAACCUGUUUCCCGGAACUGAGCGAACAGUUCAACAGUCAAUAGAGAACAUACGGUUGAAUAUUGAAUGGUUAGCUCGCGAUCUAUCACUUGUCAUACAGUUUUUGGCCAAAUGAUCCU